Molecule: messenger RNA, 2917 nt
Organism: Myzus persicae (green peach aphid)
Lineage: Eukaryota; Metazoa; Arthropoda; Insecta; Hemiptera; Aphididae
Exons: 3
Coding region: 358-990 (210 amino acids)
Source: RefSeq, a predicted model, not a curated record
GUGUGUGUGUAUUCCAAUAACAGCUAGUAUUAUAAAAAUAAUAGUUCGUGACUAUACGAGAUUUGUAAACGAGACUUAACGAUAUAGACGAUUAACGUGGACAUAUUAAAUUCGAAUCCUUGUUAGUCAUUGUUAUAAUAUCUACAUUAUUUUAUACAUAUACUACUGUAACACUACUAAAUAGGAGUUAUCAUAAUAUACCUAUUUUACUUCAUAUGUACAUUAUACACACUACACAGACACUCGCGCGCUUGUUGGUUUCAAUCCUGUCAUCUUCUAUAUUGUUCCGUUCGCGAGCGCACAAAAGUACAUAUUAUACGCGUUAUUAGUUUAUUACGGUUACAAUGAACUGCUGCCAUGGUUGACGCAGUUUAUCGCGGUAACAUCGACGAGUUGUUGUCUGUGAUUAACCACCUGAAGAAAUACAUAAUCGCAUUCAUAAUCGUUCUGUUGGUUCUGUUAUCGGUGUUUCAUUUCUCCAAGUUUUCAGUACAUGUCGUGCCGCUGAUCAUCGUCACGUUAGUACUGUUGCCGGCCGUCUACUACACGACCGUUCUCGUUCUGAAGUUUAGCACCAGCAUAAUUGCUUCGAAUCAAGCCGGAGAAGUUUCGACAAUGAACUCUGACAACAACCAACAAGUCCUAAAAACUCCCGACCUCCCAUACCCAAACAGUCCGACACCACCUCCGUCCUACGAGGAAGCGACGCGUAACGACCAUUACUAUCAACCACAAUCUUGGUUACCUUCGACGAGCAGCGGGUAUACCAGCAGUGGUCAGUCGACAAUACCCGCUGUGUUCAGCGUUGAGUAUCAGUACAACGAUGCCAUGUCAAAUGUCAAUAGCGGAAGACCGGCUGCUACUACGACCACGACUACACAUAAUCAGACCCAAGACAAUUGUACGUCGUCACAAAAUACUACAAUCCAAAACAUUCCCAGUGUUACCAUAACGUUGGACAGUGAUCAACAUCCAACUGAAAUGCAAUGAAAUAAUAAUAGCUGUGAGUCUAAUAUCAAGUGUCUGAAUUUGAGUUUGAUGGAAAUCCAAAAAUCUGGAUUGCAGGGACAAUCGAUUUAAUUGAGAUAAUCCGAAAAAAUAUGGCAAUCUGGAUUGUCAGGGCAAUACAGAAAAUUUAGAUAGUUGGAUUUCCUUGCCUGUUUUCUUAUUAUUAAAUUAUUUAACUUAAUUAUUAUGAUUAUUUAGAAUGGCAUUGUUAUUAUGAUUACAUAUACUCUGUUCGCCGAGAGACCAGGACUGCGCUGCGGACGAAAACUUGUCGAUCCCCAACACUGUUACUCAUAACAAUUAAUGGCUAUGCGCCCGCCAGCUGCUCAGAAUUCGGGCCAUGCAUACAGCAUCAUGUUUUUUUGAAGUUAUUUCAAUUCAUAUUUUCAAGCGCCUUUCGUGUUAUUUUUUAAAUAAGAAAUAAAAAUAUGUGUUGUAUGGACUUUAUAAUAGAAUAUUAUUAUAACGGCCGACACGAACGUUUAUUUGAACUCACUACGUAUACAAAAAAGCUUAAGUUCGUACAGAUUGGAUAUUUGACGGAGCGCUCGUAUUUCCGUCAGUCGUUUGCGCGAAACGGUCCUGGUCUCUCGGUGAACAGGGUAUAGGUAUCGCAUUUAAUUUUUGUUAAAUAAUUAUUUAUAAAAUUGUUAAAAAAAAUGUAAUUCGAUUAAGUAAUUAGAUGAAUGAAAAUAUAAGUACAAUAAGUAUCCAGAUGGAUGUCCAACAACUUAUAAAAAUACAAAUUAUUUCAAAACAUUAGGCGAAAUUUAGCUAUUGUCAUCGCAUAUUAUAUAUUGUUAUUAAAUUAAAUUUUCAUUAUUAUUUAUAUUAUUGUUAUACUGAGAUUUUUAUCAAUAAUUUGUAUUGUAAAUAGGUAGGUACUUAUCGUUGUUUAAAACGGAAUUUGGAAAUUUUAAAAUUUGUUCUCAAUUUCUAAUUAAUGUUGGUGAUUCAUUUUAUUGUUGAAAGGCAUAAGUAAAUCAAUUAAUAUAAUCAAAAUAUCUAAAAUUAAUAAAUUAUGUUAUUUUAAAUGUUUGCUCAAACUUUAAAUGAUAAAUCUAUUGCUAUGAGCAUGGUUUUUCUAUUAUUCUCAUGCAAUAACAAUAAAUUAAUGUUUAUUUAAUUUUUGUCACAACAAUUUAUGAAUACCUACUUUAAAUACUUACUUAUAUAGUUUAAUUAUAGUGCAGUUCUUAUUUUUAUACAAUUCUUUCUAAAUUACGUUAUUAGUAUGUAUAUUAUAAUAAGUUACCUUUUACCAGAGCCAUCUUCAGGGGGGGAGGUUGAUUGGGGCAGUGUAUAUUAUAUAUGUUGUUAAAUAUUUAGGAUUAGGUUAAUUAUAUUAAAUAUAUUGUAUAUGUAAUGCAUGGAAUUGGCCCCUCCCCUAUAAUAGAGCCUUGGGCCCACUGCCUCUUAUGCCUAGUAUUAUCAAAUUUCCCCAUUGUCCCAUAAAUCCCUUUAUUUUUGUCUUUGGUAUAAAAAAUACAAUUAAUUUAAAUGUAUUGUUAGAUAUAACUCCCCCCUCUUAUUGAAAUUCCUGGGCAUGCCACUGAACAGCUGGAUCAUAGUUAAUUCGGUCCUUUCAUAAAUAGGAGUAUAAAUAAAUAUAUUUAAAUAUCAAUUCCUAUUGUUUUUUUCGCUUGUCAGAAGGUUAAGAAUUGACUGAAAAAUAAUUGUGGAUCACAUUGGUUUACCAAACAUCUACUACCUUCUUCUAAAAGAUUAUCAAGAGAGCAUGAAAAAAGUUACAAUAAAUGAAGAGACUUAUGUUUAAAUUUAUGCUUUAUUGGGUAAGGCAUUUCGUCGAAGACAUUUAAAUACGAUAUCGAGAAUGCUGAUUCAUUGCAAUUUAAAAAAAGUUCAACAUACUGUAAUAUUUAUGUGUCUUUAUAGCAAUAUUGUUACG